AUCUCACUUGCCUCUUCUUCCCAAACUAGGAGCUGGCACUGAAGUCUUUGGGAAGUGAGGGGCUGUUUCUCUUUUCUUCUCUGGACACAAACAACGAUCUGUACCUCAGUCCGGAAGAGUUCAAGCCGAUAGCUGAGAAGCUGACGGGGGUUGCUCCCAUCUCAGAAUUUGAAGAGGAGGAGGAGACGCCUGAUCCAAGUGGGGAGACAUUGUCCGUUGUGGCUAAAUUCCAGCCUUUGGUCAUGGAAACGAUGACGAAGAGCAAAGACGGUUUCUUGGGAAUUUCUCAUGUCGCUCUGUCUGGGUUGAGGAAUUGGACUGCCCCAGCAGCCCCUAUGAGCGUGAUGCUUGCCAGACAGUUUAAAGCCUUUCUUCCUCCAAAGAAUAAAGUGGAUCUCGGGGAUCCGUGGUGGAUAAUUCCUAGUGAAUUGAACAUCUUCACUGGGUAUCUUUCCAACAACAGAUUUUACCCUCCGCCUCCCAAGGGCAAAGAGAUCAUAAUCCACAGGCUUUUGAGCAUGUUCCACCCACGUCCUUUCGUAAAAACCCGCUUUGCUCCCCAAGGAGCUGUGGCCUGCAUCCAAGCCAUCAGCACCUUCUACUACACCAUAGCGUUCAGGAUCCACGCUGAGUUUCAGCUGAAUGAGCCACCAGAUUUCCCCUUCUGGUUUUCCCCAGGCCAGUUCACAGGUCACAUCAUCCUCUCCAAGGAUUCGUCCCAUGUCCGAGAGUUUAAGCUCUUUGUCCCUAACAACAGGUCUCUGAAUGUUGAUAUGGAGUGGCUGUAUGGGGCGAGUGAAAGCAGCAACAUGGAAGUGGAUAUCGGUUACCUGCCUCAGAUGGAGCUGGAAUCGACGGGGCCUUCAAUCCCCUCUGUGAUCCAUGACGAGAACGGAAAUGUGAUUGACAGCAGGGAUCCCUCAGGGGAGCCCAUUCAGUUUGUGUUCGAAGAGAUAACCUGGCAGCAGGAAAUCCCCUGGGAAGAGGCAGCCCAGAAGCUGGAAGUGGCCAUGUAUCCAUUUAAGAAGGUCUCCUAUCUUCCCUUCACACAAGCUUUCGAGAGAGCAAAAGCAGAAAAGAAGCUGGUACACUCGAUCCUGCUGUGGGGUGCCCUGGACGACCAGUCCUGCUGAGGUUCAGGGCGAACUCUCCGGGAGACCGUCCUGGAAAGUUCGCCCAUCCUCACCCUGCUGAACGAGAGCUUCAUCAGCAGCUGGUCGCUGGUGAAGGAGCUGGAAGAGCUGCAGACCAACAGAGAGAAUGAGUUCUACAGCAAGCUGGCUGACCUGCACCUGGAGAAAUACAACUUCCCCGUGGAGAUGAUCAUCUGCCUCCCCAAUGGCACGGUGGUUCACCAUAUCAAUGCCAACUACUUCCUGGACAUUACUUCUAUGAAGCCUGAAGAUGUUGAAAGUAGCAUCUUUAGUUUCUCAACCAAUUUUGAAGACCCUUCUACUGCAACUUACCUCCAGUUCUUGAAGGAAGGACUGCAAAGAGCAAAACCAUACCUGCAGACCUAAAAACAAAGGCACCCGAAUGCCCCACAGAGAUGGCCAAAGACUUCAGAGAUCUAUUUUGAUUACAGCAGUUCUUCCUCAUCUUCAUGGCAGACGUUGAUGUUACGAUGCAGACAGUCCCAGGACUGGGGCUUUGCUCUGGAUGUUGGUUUGAGGCUAAGUUUCAAGUGAUACCAGUUUACAUAACCUGCCCUUUAGAGUUCAGGCAAAUUUUUACAGGAGUGAAAAUACUUGAAUCUAUAAACAUUCUCGGGGCAAUACACCUUGGUUUGCCACUCACCCUCAUGUUUUUCCAGCUCCUGUUCAGACUCUGUGGUGAAACUCAUGUAACAGCUGUACCAAGCGUCACCCAGAAACCCCUGACCUCAAGGACUGGACUGUGCGUUGAAUCAUGGAGAACAGCAUUGCCAUUACGACCGAACACUCGUGGUUGAGCGCCUGUGCCCUGUGGGCGAAGGCGCAGAAUCCAGCGCAGGUGGGAAGCUCCUUCCUGGUAGCCAGUGUCCUCCACGCCUCCUCGCCAGCGGCAGCUCUGAGCUGUAAGCUGCCCUGUGGCUUGGACGCCAGCUCUUCACGAUGGCGUUUAUUGACGGCAAUGGCGUAACGGGACUGGAGCUGGUAAUGCGUGGACAUGAAAGUAGGAGGUUUGAACUGGAGGCUUGAGCUCUGGAGUAGCCUCCUCCCAGCACCCUGUGUGACGUGGUGGGAGAGCGGUCUCACUUAUUCAGGUUCUUCACAUGAGGUGCUGAGGUUGACACGGUGAAAUUAGGAAUGGAGAUGAGGGCGUUAGAGGUAUGGUGCAGCUCAGAGACGUCAGGCGUGGAUUAACUCGGGGGGGAUUAGGGGCCAGAGCCCCUGUUAGUUCCACCGGUGCAGUACGUGCACUCCAGGCUACGGGUCACGGUACCGAGGAGUGUCCCCACCCCGUUGAGGCCAGGGCCGCUCCCAGCCCACCUGCUUUGAGAGCUUUGUUCUCCCAGUGUCUCCUCGGAGUUGGUGAAAUGCUCCGUCCUUUUUUUGCUUUGAGCUUCCAAGUCACACUGAAUGAUGAACCGUGAUGAAGUUCCCUUUGGGAACGGGAGGUUCAGCGUUCCCCUGAGAGCAUUAACUGGUUGAGAACUGAGCAGUUCUAAAAGCCAGCGGUACUGAAAGAAAUUUUGAAGAGAUUUUUCCAAAGAAAUUGUUCGGACAGAACGCCAUCGUCCCUUAUCUGUGACCACCCUGAGCAGUUGCUCCUACUCUGUACCAAUGCCUGGCUACAGAGUGAGCGUAAUUUGGAGAAGAAAAGGUUAAAUGAAACGGGUUUUAAAGCAUAUUCCUGUAGAUAGGUGAGGAGACAAAGCAUCUUCAGUGGAUGGCUGCAAACAGCCACGGCUGUUGAUGCUUUUUCUGCUCUCUGAAGCACAAUUUUGUUGGACCAAAUCAAACGGGGGGGAAAAGCCGUUUUUUUGGAAGGGGUGUUUUCAUUCCUGGGCUCCGGGACCUGGGAGGAACCCGGGGGUCGUGAUUACCCUGUCCCCACCCUGCCCCAGCCCGCCUGUCUGUAUCCGUGGCUGGAGACGGAGCUUAGAUGGACCUCUGGGCUGAACCAGUGUAGCUUCACUAAUUGCUCUAGUGAGAUUAAUUACCCCUGGGAUGUUUCUCAGUAUCAGCUUUAUAACUAUGCAUUAGCUCUGCACUUUUCCGGCACUCCGAGGGGCCUGCAGUAAUGACAGGCUUGGAUCUGGCAGCGCCUUCAGCUGCGGAAAGUGCCGAAGCCUCCAGGCAGCAUUCAAGACCGAGCUCCUGUCGCACCGGUGGUCUCGUCCCUUCGGGGUCUUUGGCCCGAGCGGAGAGUGGCAGAGGAGACCGAGUGCCCGCCUGCCCCCCGGCUCCUUGGGAGGCACAGCCGUAGUGUACAUCUGCCCUUCUGGCUUUUACAAAGCCUUCACGUGAGGUAUUUUUGUUGCACCUUUCCUGAGCCCCUCGGUCAGGGGCUUCGGACUUCGAAGUGGUGUCUGUCGGUUGUGCUCGGGUGGAGAGUUCAUUCCAUUUGUUUUCCCUCCCACCGGUUUCGCAGCAGAAGGGGCCGGAGAGGGCAGCGGCCGAGCACGCAGGGAUUGCUUUUGUCUUUCAAGGCUGCUUGGAAAAAGAGGCGGGGCGGCGGUACCGCAGGGCCGGGGGAGCCCCUCUCCCUUGUGCUGUGCUGAGGUCGGGAGUUGCGAGGGGCAGCGUCACCCGUUUGAUCCUGCAGAUGCGGAGCUCCCGGCAGAGUCGGUGCCUGCCGGAGUCCCACGCACAAGUAGGGCCCGUGCGAAGGCCCUUCGUCGCACGAAGCCUUUGGGAUCCCUGAAAAUACCUCGCUUUUUCUCUCGUGAACCGCUGGGCUCUUGCAGCACUGCCCGGAGCCACCUCUGAGCGCUCCUGG
Messenger RNA from Aptenodytes forsteri (emperor penguin), 3924 nucleotides. It is a transcript of the gene SELENON, whose product is annotated as selenoprotein N. Gene Ontology annotation, biological process: calcium ion homeostasis; skeletal muscle fiber development. The transcript has 11 exons. Gene Ontology annotation, cellular component: endoplasmic reticulum membrane. The record is from RefSeq and is a predicted model, not a curated record. Lineage: Eukaryota; Metazoa; Chordata; Aves; Sphenisciformes; Spheniscidae.